Messenger RNA from Phytomonas sp. Hart1, 1285 nucleotides. The record is from the annotation of a GenBank genome assembly. Lineage: Eukaryota; Euglenozoa; Kinetoplastea; Trypanosomatida; Trypanosomatidae.
GAAUGCAUAAGCGCAUUAAACCAAAUCGGCGAAAUAAUUUAGGUGUCGAUAUAGAACUGCGGUAUUCUUUCAUAUUUAAUCUCUUCUUGGAUGGAUUUUAAAUCACUUGAUGAACUAAAGAAAGAGUUGAAGGAAUUGGAGGAUUCUCUUCAUAAAGGCGAGCUUCUCCUAGAAAACAAACGCAAGGACAUCUCGACAUUUAACAGCAACAUUGCUGAAAUAGAAAAAGAUAUUGAUGCCUUAGAUUCCUCUAAAUUGUGCUCACAGGACAGAGCUCGAGAUUCUAGCCGACGAAAACAAAUAUACUUAAAUGAACAGGCAAAAUUUUCGCCCCAGUCUCCACAGCUUUCCAGGGAUGCAUAUGUUUCCCAACUUAUUGAUAGAGAAGCAAAAUACGAUUCCAUUUCAUCAGAAGCGCAUCAAUUGUCAGAGCGCAUAAAAGAGCUGCAGGAAAAACCUGCCGAGGCUCAGAAGCGUCUGACUGUCGCCCGUUUAAUGACUAUGCUCGAUGACCUGCAGGCCUCACUGCUGCAAAAGGUAAAUGAAACUCCCGCUGGAGAGGAAACCCGCCCACACGAACUUCUAAAGGCUAUUCAAGAACUGUCCAGGGAAAGGGAGAAGGAGCUGUUUCUUUUGAGAAAAAGGGAACAUGAAAUUAAAGAAAGUAUUCGUUUGAAAAAGAAACGUAUUAUUGAGCUGCGUAGUGAGUCGGAUCGAAAUAUCGGCACACUUCGUGAGUCAUGUGAGUAUGAACUAAUGGGAAUAACAGGGCGAAUUCAAAAAGAAAGAAGGGAUUUAAUGAAUGAAAUUCAACGUUUAGAGGGAACGAAUAAUCACCUGGCACGGGUUAUUCAGGAUACACGUCUCUCAGGCGAUGCAUCCACCUCGGAUCGCACUGUUUCAUUACCAGCGGACGUUGUCAUGGGUGUUUCUCAAGAUGUAGAAGCUGAGAGUAAAGAUCUAUGCGAGCGAAUUACUGCUACUAAUAGGGAAAUGCAACGACUGAUGCAGAAUACUAAGACGCUCCAAGACAAAAUGAAUGACGAAGCUCUAAAGUAUAAUAACAAAAUGUCCCAAACAAAGAAGGAGAUAUUUUUGUAUCAGGAUGAAAUUAUGAAAAUGGAAGAAGAAAACAAAUCCCUGAAAGACCUGUGUGACUCACUGGCAGCACAGUUACAAGAAUAGCUGUUGCACCUUUAUUUUAUUAUCCCAAAAGAGUGGAUCAUCAUUCCAUUAUCUCUUUAUAUAAGCUGCUUUUGUAUUUUUUCUUUGUUUUAUCUACCUA